AUGAUGGAUGACUUCAAGGACACUUUUAGUUGGAACUUCACCGCCAAGCACCCCUUGAAAGUGAUUAUCGUUGGUGCUGGUAUCGCCGGCUUAACGGUAGCGCUGGGACUCAAGAAGGCUGGCCAUGAAGUUCUGAUCCUGGAACGCGUCCAUGAGAUCUCAGAAGUUGGUGCUGGCAUUCAAGUGGCCCCCAAUGCUGCUCGUAUUCUACAUCGUCUAGGUUUGUUAAACCAGGUCAUGGAGAAGGCGAAUAUUUUAGAGGAAAAUUCUCUGCGGCGGUAUGCGAACAACCAAGAACUUGGAACUGCGCCUUUGAUGCCCGAGGUAGGCGAGAAGUAUCAUGCACCCUUGGCUGUUAUCCACCGAGGCGAUCUACAACUCAUCCUGCUACAUGGGUGCGAGGCUGCCGGGAUCGAAAUUCGAAAAAGCUCGCUCGUGGUUCGAGUCCCUGACGAUUUUGAGGCCAAGGUACAGCUGGAGUCGGGUGAAUGGAUUUCUGGCGACGUGGUGAUUGCGGCCGACGGGAUCAAAUCAAGCAUACGCCAACAAAUGGCUUCCCAUCAUGGAGUUCGCGAUACGUGCCAACCGACUGGAGAUGCAGCCUAUCGAGUCAUGAUCCCGAAAGAGAAAAUGCUAGAAGACAAGCGCGCAUUGGAUCUUUUGAACCAUAACGUUGGUAUGCGGUGGAUGGGACCAGGUGGUCAUAUCAUGGCCUAUCCCAUUAAAAACAACUCUGUGUACAACAUGGUGUUGCUACACCCUCAAAAGAAAGAUGCGCCCAAUGAGGAGAGCUGGACCAACAAAGGCGACAAGAAAGAGAUGCUUUCUUUUUACCAUGAUUGGAAUGAUUUGGUUCGCAGCCUGCUCACUUAUGUCCCGGAUGGUGAGGUGAUGGAGUGGACUCUCAAUUCCCACUUGCCCUUGCCAUCUUGGGUUGAGAACAAAUGCGUCCUAAUGGGUGACGCUUGUCACCCGAUGCUUCCAUAUGUAGCUCAGGGUGCUGCGCAAGCCAUUGAAGACGCUGGUGUCCUCACAUGUGCGCUCUCUUUGACUGACUCGGUCCCUACGGCGCUUUCUGUUUACGAAGCGGUGCGCAAAGAGCGCGCAGAGCGCAUUCAAAAUAGCGCCGCCGUGACAAGGAAGGCUUUACACUUACCUGAUGGCGAAGAACAACGCAAGCGUGAUGAGGCUAUCCGAGGCCCGGGUAAGAAUCCAGAUCUCUGGGCCGAUCACAGCUGGCAGGACUUUAUGUGGGGAACCGAUGUCAUGAAGGAAACAGUGGAGAACUGGAGUGAUUUGGUAGCCCGU
Molecule: messenger RNA, 1308 nt
Organism: Penicillium pulvis
Lineage: Eukaryota; Fungi; Ascomycota; Eurotiomycetes; Eurotiales; Aspergillaceae
Exons: 3
Biological process (GO): secondary metabolite biosynthetic process
Molecular function (GO): FAD binding; monooxygenase activity
Source: RefSeq, a predicted model, not a curated record